AUGACUGCAGACCAUCAAGUCGAGAUCACGGAGAGCGUCACCGACCUCAGCGCAACAGCCUGGCCAGGUGAACGACUCCCAACCAGAUACGACGUGGACGAGGCCACCGAGAUCCCAGAGUCAUCCUUCGUCGAUCGCUUCGCCGCAGCGCUACUGCAUGCCGAACAUGGAGACAACCGCGAAGACGUAUCCUGGAUCAUGGAGGGUUGCGCCAAUGAACCAUCCCGCCCUGCUGCAACACUUACCUACCCCAUGAUCUUACUGUUGGAUGCACCCACCUUACCAGCAGAAGACGAGGUCGAUCGUCUGGCAUCGGAGUUUGACAACUCUUGGCGGAAUCGUGUCUUCCUAAGAUCAAUCAAGAUUGGUUGGACCCGUACUUCUUCAUCGUUACCGUACCUACGAUUGGCGCUGGCAUGCCUGACAGCGCUGUCCGAGAACAGGAAUGAUGGAACAGGGUCGGCUUCGUUAGUGGCUGGAAAUCUCUUCCACUGUGGAGCGAGCCUGGCAACUGUGAUGGUCGAGGUAGAUAAUAGACUCGCUCGCUCAAUUGACACGAUUCUUGCAAUAACGUUACUCUGCACCUACGGCUGCCUCUCCACAUAUCCGAGUCAAUGGAGGCGAAGCAUGGGUCUUCUGUGCAAUGUCACAACGAUGUCCCGGCGGCUCCAUCUCACUGACAAUCGUUCGCUCUUAUACAUGGAGAAUGACGACCCACGCAAGGCCCUUCGCUAUGACAGCUCGCUAAUCAGCUACAUGCUGCUCGUCGAUGUUUUGCAGGCUGUCCACUUCGACUUCAUACCGAAUUACUCCACUCAGGAGUUGUUCAUACAGAUGCCAGGCUCUCCCCACACGUUUCACAAAGUGUAUAAGUCGCUGCUUGAUGGCUUUGCUUUGCCAGCGGACCUCACGUUCCGCGAGGAUGCACUUCUUCUCCUUGUAGCACUGCUAGGAGACGUCAUUCGUGCGCAGAAGACUGGCUCACUGCCCUCCGCAUUCCACGAAUCAUUAAGCAACCAGAACCCGUACGCUCCGAUGACCGUGCACUGGGAGACGAGCCGUCUUGAGGCCACGCUCGAGUCGGCAUUGACCGGAUGGCGAAGCCACUUCACCCAGACUUCGCACGACGUGUUGGCACUAUAUCACUUUGCUCGACUCCAUUUGAUCGUCCCGCAAACGUGUAAGCUUGCUCGCUGGGCAGGCUAUCCCGACAGGAUGUCCAAGGCUUCCAGCACCACAGGAUUGGCAAUUUCGACUGAAGCGGCUGAUCUUGCGUGGGAAGUACUCGCAGCGUCUGAAGCUUGUCGAACAGGUUCCGAGUCGUACAUGUCCAUCUGGCUUCCCGUGGUUGUUUUUUAUUCUGCUUUGGUGGUAGGAAGGGAGUUCCAGAACAAAGGUCAACCAAAGACGAAUCUGUCGAGUGCCAGAAUACUGGGUAGCUUCAAAGAGGAGUUGCAACGACUAGACUGGCCAUGCUGCGCAGCCAUGAACGCCACCAUAGUUCGCACAUAG
Messenger RNA from Recurvomyces mirabilis, 1512 nucleotides. RefSeq lists its product as uncharacterized. Lineage: Eukaryota; Fungi; Ascomycota; Dothideomycetes; Mycosphaerellales; Teratosphaeriaceae. The record is from RefSeq and is a predicted model, not a curated record. The coding region runs from base 1 to 1512 and encodes 503 amino acids. The transcript is spliced from 4 exons.